Messenger RNA from Drosophila takahashii, 1395 nucleotides. RefSeq names its product mitochondrial basic amino acids transporter. The record is from RefSeq and is a predicted model, not a curated record. Lineage: Eukaryota; Metazoa; Arthropoda; Insecta; Diptera; Drosophilidae. Gene Ontology annotation, biological process: mitochondrial L-ornithine transmembrane transport. Gene Ontology annotation, molecular function: high-affinity L-arginine transmembrane transporter activity. Gene Ontology annotation, cellular component: mitochondrion.
GUCGGCUUUUUUUUAAAUGCAUAAAUAUUCGAUGACACAAUUAUUUAUUUUUGUAAAAUAAUAUGGGAAGAAAUGCAUAUAACUCAUCUUUGUGCAUAACAGAUACUGACAACCUCUGGUGGUUUAAAAUUUAUGUGGGUCCUGUAUAAUAUGUGAAAUCAUAACAACUCCAAGAUGCAUCCAAUAUCACUUAUACUUCGUGUUAGCAAUGGAAAGGAUCCAUAUGGAAAGAGAGGUUCAGAGAUCGGAGGCAUACAAUUGAAGGCUACCUCUGAAACUUUAUCGCCAAAAAUGGUUGUGGAUUUUGUCGCCGGACUUUUGGGAGGUGCUGCUGGCGUUCUCGUUGGUCACCCAUUCGAUACCGUGAAAGUCCACCUGCAAACCGAUGAUCCUCGUAACCCCAAAUACAAAGGCACAUUGCACUGCUUUCGGACGAUACUGCAAAGAGACAGCUUCAGAGGACUGUAUCGAGGAAUUAGCAGCCCCAUGGGUGGAAUUGGACUGGUGAACGCCAUUGUUUUCGGGGUAUACGGAAAUGUUCAGCGAUUGUCUAACGACCCCAAUUCACUGACGUCACACUUUUACGCGGGCUCUAUCGCCGGCGUAGCCCAAAGUUUCGUUUGUGCACCCAUGGAGCUGGCCAAAACGAGGCUACAAUUGUCGUCGCAGAUUGAUGGGGGACUAAAAUUCACAGGACCCAUUCACUGCCUCAAGUAUAUUCUAAAAACCGAGGGAAUCAAAGGCGCCUUUAAGGGACUUACUGCCACGAUUCUAAGAGAUAUUCCAGGUUUUGCCGCCUAUUUCGUGUCCUUCGAGUUCUUCAUGCGGCAGGUGGAAACUCCGAGCAUUCCGUAUACUCUAACCGCCGGAGGAUGUGCGGGCAUGUCCUCCUGGUUGGCCUGCUAUCCCAUCGACGUGGUGAAGACCCACAUGCAAGCAGAUGCCCUGGGAACGAACGCCAAAUAUAAUGGAUUUGUCGAUUGCGCAAUAAAAGGCUUUAAAAACGAAGGCCCGCAAUUUUUUUUCCGCGGUCUAAACUCCACCUUGAUCAGAGCAUUUCCGAUGAACGCCGCCUGCUUCUUUGUGGUGUCCUGGGUCCUGGACUUCUUUAACGCCAAGACGGGCAUGGAUUCCGUGGUGAACUCCGAUCAGCCACUUACUCUGGUGAACCUGGACAAUAAGAGCCAAGCGGACCUGGAGACGACGGCGCCAACGGUUGAGGAAGUUGUGCGGAAAAUAAUAACGGACAAUGCCCUAUCUCAUCAGUAUGUGUCCACACCUCAGGAAGUCGUUCAAAACCACUAUACAAGUAGCACAAUAAACAUUUCCAAAGAAUCGAAAUCCCGUUUAGCAUCCGAUUGUAAUUUAAAAUAAAUCAAAUUUUUUAGUACCUUU